CAACGUUGUGUAUUGUGCAUUUGUGCUAGUCUUCGACCGUGUCGCCGUCCAAAGUUUUUUUACAGUCUUAAUUCUUAAAUUAAGCUCGCAAAGUUAUGGCGUUUCUUUCUCGCUGCAAUUUCGUGUUGCGAAAUGCGAAACGCGUCAAGCUGCAUCGUUUUUUUGGCACGACGCAAGACGCUUGCAGAGAGAUGAACUAUCCCACUCAUGCUCAAAAGCUUGGAAGAUGGGCUGGGAUUUGUAGCAUGCUUCGUUUGCCAGUUCACGAGAAUGCAGAAGGUUUGGACGCGUGUUUCGUUGGCAUCCCUUUUGAUAGCGGCACGAGCUACAGGUCAGGUACCAGAUUAGGUCCGAGACAAAUCCGUGUGGAAUCCGCAAUGUUGAGGCAUGUAAAUGGAGUCACUGGUGCAUCACCUUUCGAGUCAAUGAUGGUUGCAGACAUUGGUGAUAUGUCUGUUGUGCCUUUCAAUGUUGAGAGGUCUUGUAGAAUAAUCAAGGACGAGAUAGCAAAGAUAAUUGUAAAUGGAUGUCGGCCAUUAUCUAUGGGUGGUGACCAUCUUGUAACCUAUCCAAUUUUACAGGCUAUGAAGGAAAAGUAUGGUAAGGUUGGAGUCAUUCAUAUUGACUCACAUGCAGAUACAAACGAACAUCAGCUGGAAGAGAGGCUUACACACGGAACUCCAUUUAGUCGGGCAGUAGAGGAAGAUUUGCUUGAUGGAGAAAGGGUUGUUCAGAUAGGGCUGCGAGGUUCUUUGUACAGCCAUGAUGAUUUUAAUGUGGCAGAAAAACAGGGUUUCCGUAUUGUCCGGGUUGAAGAAUGCUGGCAUAAAUCUCUAACACCGCUGAUGGAAGAAGUGAGAGAGCAAAUGGGAGAUGGACCAGUAUAUUUGACUUUCUGUGUUGAUGCUAUCGACCCAGCAUUUGCACCAGGAACAGGUACACUUGAAAUAGGAGGUCUAACAAGCAUCCAGGCUUUGGAAAUUGUCCGAGGAUGUAAAGGACUGAACAUUAUCGGAGCAGACUUUGUUGAGGUGUCACCUCCGUAUGAUCCGUUUGGAAUGACAGCACAUAUUGCUGCAAACUUGUUGUUUGAAAUGCUUUGUAUUUUGCCUGGGGUUAAAUAUGUCAAGUAAAACUAUGAUAUGCCUACUAGCUUACUGUGAAACAGGAAAGUCUGGAAUCAUUUUAUGAAACACAAAUGCAUUAUUAUAACAUAUAUACCUUUUUAGUCAUGGCUACUGUAGAAUUAAAGUAAGUAAAGAAUC
Dendronephthya gigantea is the source of this 1265-nucleotide messenger RNA. Its product is annotated as guanidinobutyrase-like. Bases 96 to 1133 code for a protein of 345 amino acids. The record is from RefSeq and is a predicted model, not a curated record. The transcript is spliced from 6 exons. Lineage: Eukaryota; Metazoa; Cnidaria; Anthozoa; Malacalcyonacea; Nephtheidae. Gene Ontology annotation, molecular function: metal ion binding; agmatinase activity.